AUAGAACGAGUCAAUGGUUCAUUGAUUUAAUAUAAGUGUCGAUUUGAGAAACAUAUUCUAAGGUUUUUUAAGCUUGAUUUUGAUAGCCUUAUCUAUCAGACUACAGUAAUAAAACUUCUUGGUUUUUUACCUUUUUUUUGGUGUUUGUGUUUUUAUUGACAAAACUUAUGACUGACUUAUGACAUGAGUUUUGUCAAUUCUUUUGAAAACUCAUAUUUUGGAUAAAUUUCUGAAAUGGAAGAAAACGAUGGACAAUAUUUAGAUACAGAAUAUAAACGGUAUUUAGAAAUAAUUCGACCAUAUUUAGGUCAGUUACUUGACCAAGAUGUUAUUGAAAUUUGCAGUGCUUGGAUACAAAGACUUUCAAAAUGUAAAGAUCAUGAAAAAUUAUUACGUAAUAAAUACAUUUUUGCUAUGUGCUACCAAUUAGCUAAAGGUGUUCUUGAAGAACCUUUUGUCAAGGAACCAUCAGCUGAUGAUUUGUGUCCGUUAGUCGAUGAUGAAAAUAGUGAUGAAAUUUCGUCUGAAUUAGAAUAUAAUAUAGUUGAUUUGGAGAAUGAUCAUACAGAAAUGGUUUUCAAGAACGAAAAGCCUUCAUACUCUACCAUAUUGCUCUCUGGUGAUAGUGAUUUUAAGACUGAUAGCAUUAGAUACCAAAUAUCAGUAAAAAGUAAUAAAUCUAUUAAUUCAAUGACAUACAAUAUACCUCAAGCUGUACAUAAACAGAAAAUAAUGUGCUAUAAUUUUACUACGGAAACGUCUGACCUUAAAAGUAAAGAAAACGUUGAAAAUACAUAUGAUAAUUGUAAUUUAAAAGCAAAGACUAAUAAUGUUGUGAUGAAGCUUCGGGAAAUUAAAAGAGAUAAUUUUAUGUUAUUAAAUGAACUUAAUACUUUAAAGGAAGAAUUGAGGAUGAGAAAAGAACUCAGUCGCUCUCGUGACGACAUUUUGAAGGUUAGUCAUGCAACAAGUACUCAUGCAAUGUCACGAGAUAGCACAACUGCAUUAAAAUGUAAAUUACAAGAAAUUACGGAAGCGAGAAAUACUCUUCUCGAUAAAAUAACUAAUUUGCAAGAUAAACUAGAUAACUUUAACUAUAUGAAAACACAUGACUUUGAAGACUUAGGAGCCAAGCAUAAGAUAGAAAUUAUAAAUAUAAAAACGAGUAUACGUGAAGAAAUGAAAGCUUACUAUGAAAAUAAAUUAGAAGAUCUCAAGCAGGAAUACGAAAAAGCCAUAAAAGAAAUCCAAACAAAUAAUUCAAAAGAAAUAGAACAAAUUAUCACAGAGAAGGAUGACAUAAUUUCCGAAAAAGAUAAAAUUAUUUUAUCUAAAACCAUUGAAAUAGAAAAAUUAAGUAAAUGUAUUGAAGAACAUAAAAAACACGAAUUAACAUUGCUUAAUAACUCAAAAUUCCCAAGUAAAGAUUCCGAUACAGAAAAUUUAAAACGAAAAGCGGAAGAGUUAGAAAAACGAUUAAAUAAAACGGAAAAAUCUAAACUAAAAUAUUUUAAGGCGUACGACAUAAAGCUAGCUAAUUUACAAAAAGAAAAACAUUUAAUCGAAUGCUCUUUUCAUCUGGAAUUAAUGAGACAAAGGGCUCAAGUAAUAUACGAAAUGUCUAAUGAACAUCAAACUGAACUUGAUUCUGCUUUGACCAAAUUAGAAAGCAAAUACAAGGAAAUUAUUGCUAAUGUACAAUCGACGGCCGUUCAAUGCAGAAUUCGGGAACAAAUGGCGUUAGAAUCGAUAAUACAAGCAGUUUGCGGUGCACGGAAUGAAGGUAUGUACACUAAUAGCGCGCAAGCUACAUGUCCAAGCCAAUUAACGAACAAAGCUACGCAUAGUCAAACAAGGGAUAACAACGCAAAUCGUGAGACUGAAAUUCCGACCAUAUUUCAAAGUAAUAAGGUCGGUAGUGUCAUCGUCAGUGGUAAAUCUUUUGGCGAAGAGAGUGUGGUAAAUGAGUAUUGCCUUGAUAGCCAGAAGUUGGGUGAAAUGUUUGAGAAAUUGUACAUUCCUCAAAGGGACACUGGCGGUGACUUUAAUAAAAAGUAA
Molecule: messenger RNA, 2058 nt
Organism: Melitaea cinxia (Glanville fritillary)
Lineage: Eukaryota; Metazoa; Arthropoda; Insecta; Lepidoptera; Nymphalidae
Product: repetitive organellar protein-like
Exons: 1
Coding region: 235-2058 (607 amino acids)
Source: RefSeq, a predicted model, not a curated record